CGCGGAUGACAGGCGGGCUGUAGGGAGACGUGUGCGAGCGGGAGCGGCCCGUUGCCCGCAGGCUCCCCGCCUCGGCCGGGGGCGAUGUCGUUAUGCGGCGGCUCCGGCCCCGCGGCUGCCCCUCGGCUGCGGCCCCGCGCCGCCCAGAUGGCGCGGCGGCCCGAGCUGCUGUGCGGCGCAGCCAUCGUGCUGGGCUGCGCCUUCCUCGUCGCCCUCAAAGUCACCUGCAGCCGAGCAAAAGAUGUAACAAUGCCAGCGAAGCUUCCAGUGAAUUUCUUCUCCACAAGAUCUCCAGUCAUUGAUCUUUUUCGGGGACAAUUAGACUAUGCAGAUCACCUUCGACAGGACUCAGAAGUUGUGCUGUAUUUCUUCUAUGCGCCAUGGUGUGGCCAGUCUAUUGCAGCAAGAGAAGAAAUAGAACAUGUGGCCAGCAGAUUGUCAGACCAGGUGCUGUUUGUGGCUGUAAAUUGCUGGUGGAACCAGGGGAAAUGCAGAAAGCAAAAGCAUUUCUUUUAUUUUCCUGUGAUACACUUAUACCAUCGGAGUUUUGGACCAAUUGAAUACAAAGGCCCUAUGAGUGCUGUUUAUAUUGAAAAGUUUGUUCGCCGGGUGAUGACACCACUACUCUACAUCUCGUCUCGAUCAAAAUUACUAGAUUUCCUCUCAAAUUAUGAGCCUGGAGUUCUAGGAUAUUUUGAAUUCAAUGCUUCACCUCAACCGCCUGGUUAUUUAACAUUCUUCACGUCAGCAUUGCAUUCAUUAAAGAAAGAUUACCUUGGAACAAUACGCUUUGGAGUGAUCACAGAUAAACAUGUUGCAGAGGAGAUCUCGCUGGUGCGUUCAGGCAGUGUGUAUUUGCACAGACAUGUCAACGCAUCUCUUAUCUAUCCAAGUGACAUCAUGAACUAUACUGCUGAGAACAUUUGCAAGUGGGCUGUAGAAAAUAGAGAGAUGCUUAUACGCUGGCUGAGACCACAUGGUGGAAAAAGCCUUCUUCUAAACAAUGAGCUGAAGAAAGGACCAGCACUUCUCAUAUUUAUACCUUACAACCCCCUAGCAGAAAUUCAUCCUCUUUUAGACGAAAUUACCAAAGUGGCCUUGGAAUACCACAACUGUAAUAAAAGCCAGGCAGCUGAGCCAGACCCUCAACACUUAGAAGACACUGAUUCACCAGCUUUUGAUUCCUCUGUACCAGAUGCACAUUUGGAAUUAUCAGAAACAUUUUCAAUAACCAAGUACCCAUGCUGUAACACAGUGGUGCUUCCACAGUGGCAUUCAAUAUCUAGAACUCACAAUGUUUGUGAGCUUUGCAUUAACCAGACACUUGGUGUUAAACCAAAUAAAGUCCAUGUGCCACACUGUAAUUUUUUAGAGAUAGAAGCAGCUUUGGACUCUUUCUACCUCCAGGAACAUACCUUUUUUCAAGUUAUAUCAAAUACCAUAGAAUGCAGCAAUUUCUUAAGUUUCUACAGUCCCUUUAGCUAUUACACUGCAUGUUGCAGGACGGUAAACAGGCAUUUUUUAAGUUUCAUUAGUUCUGAGAAGACCAUCUUUCAGACCCCCAAAGUAGCGUUUUCUUCCCAUGGGAAGAAAGAUAACACCCAGCAUUCUAUUCCUCACAUUGAGGAUAGGAAUUGUUUUAUUCCUGACCUUCAUAUUAGUGGCACUAACAUCACUGGUCUGAGCUGCAGGACCAACAAAACCUUGAAUCUUUAUCUGCUGGAUUCAAAUCUUUUUUGGAUAUAUGCAGAGAGACUAGGAGCUUCAAGAUCUACUCAUCUUAAGGAAUUUGCCGCCAUUGUUGACCUAAAAGAAGAAGUGCACUAUGUCCUGGAUCAAAAUCAGUCACUUGUUGGAUCUACCCUAGAGAACUUCAUAAAAAAUUUCAGUAUUCUCUACAGUCCUUUGAAAAGGCAUCUUGUUGAUGACUCUUCAGUCCAUUUUCCUGAACAGCGUGUAAUCACUGAAGUGACUACUAAUACCUUUCACGAUACAGUGUUUUCGAGUGGAAAGAAUGUCUUGCUGCUCUAUUAUGCACAGUGGUGUGGAUUCUGUGCAUCUCUUAAUCAUAUCUUUAUUCAACUUGCUCGGCUUUUGCCUCCAGAUAAUUUCACUGUGGCAAGAAUUGAUAUCACUCGGAAUGACCUUCCAUGGGAAUUUAUGACAGACCGUCUCCCAACCAUUUUAUUUUUUCCUCAGCAGAGGAAGGAACAAAGUGUGAAGUUCCCUGAAGACUUUUCAGUUAACCUUCCCAAUCUCCUUAAAUUUAUUUUACAUCACUCAAGUUUUUCUUUAUCAGAGCCCUGUACCAAAGAAUGCCUACAUAAGGAGACAGUUCUACAGCAAGGACACAUCUCCCACUUAGAGAGAGAAAUUCAGAAGUUAAGAUCAGAAAUUAGUGCCCUUCAUCAGGCCCAUGAGCAGCUUGAAACACAGCUUUCUGAAGCUAGGAGAGAGGAACACAGACUACAGCAGCAAAAACACACACUGGAAAAGCAGCACAAGACUCUGCAGCUCCACAGUAAGCAGUUACAGGCCACAUACAACCAGAAGAAUCAAGAGUUAUUAGAAAUGGCUGAAAAGCUUCAAGAAUUGGCUGAUGCAUCAGAAAAUCUCCUUAAAGAAAACACUUUACUGAGAAUCCUGGUGGCAGCAAGGGAAGGAAAGCUACAAAACAAAGAUGAAAUUAAAGAACCACUUCAGACAGAGCAAACGCUUUCUGAAGCUAAUGAUAUAUCAAUUUCAACAGCUACUGCCACAUUAGAGGAAAAAAGGACUGACAAUAUUGAUAUCAUAGAGACACAGCACAGUAAUGGAAACAGGACAGAAUGAUUGCUUACACAAAGUCAAAUGAUGCAGUAUUGGAUGCAGAACUCCAACCUCACUGCUCUUCCCACCAGCAACCAAUUGAAAUAAAGAUUAAGCUGUCUUCAGAAUCCGUUUCUCGAUGGGAGAAAUACAGCAUUCUGUAGAUCCUCUUUAAAUUGAUCUAAUGGAAAUUACAAGUAGUUUUCAGACUUUUUUUUCUGUUAAAGCAUACCUGAGCUAAAAAAGCCCACAAGCGUACCAGGAACAGCACCAACUUCAUGUCUUGUACUGUAGAAUAUUAAAAGCUGCAAAUUCCUGAUCUUCAAAAAGAUUGCUGACACCAUCCCACCAUCCAUGUAUACUUGGUGGCGCUUCUAGUGCUAUACCCCUUCCCAUCACACUUGCUAUCAAAGCGUCUAAGGAUAUUUACUCAUUAGAAAGAUUAGUCAGAUUCACUGGUGGGAACUGCAAAUAGCCUCUCUCAGUUCUUAGAGCAAUCAAACAGUGAAAACAUCAGCUAUAAAACAUUUUUCCAUAAAUAACUCCUCUUCUUUUUUGCCUAAUACCAACUUCUACUCAGAACAUAAUUUCAUGACAUUUUAUUAUCCAAUUCAGAAGCUCUAAGUAAAGGACAAACAGAAAAGACAGUUUAAAUUGCAGAAGCCUGCAAGGGGAUAAAUUCUAUGCGAGGCUGGUGUUAGUUUCUAAACUGAGUUUUUCAUGAUGACAGGCAUUCUGCGAGGCUGGUGUUAGUUUCUAAACUGAGUUUUUCAUGAUGACAGGCAUUCUGCUGCUAAGUUUGCUAUCAUUAAUGACUGCAUGCUGUUUCUGAAAAGAAAUACUGCUACCACAGAAGCCAAAGCUAUAGGAACAUGCUUCAAAAAACAUGUAGUUACCCAAACACACCCAAGUCCUUGAGCAGUUACAUUUAAGGUGCAAGUAUUAAGCUUCCAUGUUAAAACCUUUAAGAAACAAAGUAACAGCACUUUGCACGACAUGCUACUAAUUUUAAGAAAUGCUUUUCCCCUCUAUGUGCCAGUAAGGUCACUUUUAAGGAUUGC
Messenger RNA from Falco peregrinus (peregrine falcon), 3869 nucleotides. RefSeq names its product thioredoxin domain containing 11 (gene TXNDC11). Bases 85 to 2832 code for a protein of 915 amino acids. The transcript has 13 exons. The record is from RefSeq and is a predicted model, not a curated record. NCBI's taxonomy places the organism in Eukaryota, Metazoa, Chordata, Aves, Falconiformes, Falconidae.